CGCUGCGGGGAGGUGAAGAGAUACAGCAUCUGCCACAGCGCGAACUCGAAGUCCAUCUGCCUGACGUGCAGCAGCCGCCGCAGGUACUUGUGCCGCUUGGCCCCGGCCGUGUGCCGCGCCGCAUCGCGGGGGCUGAGCGCUCCGUUGCCCUGACCGCGGGCGCCCACGGAGGUGGUGGGCAGCAUCGAGCCGGGGAACGGACGGCGGAGACAGCCCCACAACCCACCCGCUCCGCUGCCCGUUCCGCUUCCGUCGACGUAGCGGCCGCCGGGCGGGGCGAUUCGGCCGGAAAUCCGCUCUCUCGCUCCAAGAUGGUGGUGUCCGCUUCUUGUCCGUAACGAUGUAGCGCGGCCCCAUUCGCCAUGCCCAAGUACUACGAGGAGAAGGAGGAGGACGGGCGGGCGUGCGGCGGGGUGCGGGAGGACCUGCGGCAGUGCCUGCUGGAGAGCCACUGCGUACUGCAGGAAAACAAAAGUCCCAAGCAGUGUUUGAGGGAAGGGCACUGUAAAAGUUUGCAGCUGACGUUUUUUGCGUGCAAAAGAUCCGUGCUGGAUACCAGGUCAAGAUUCAGAGGAAGGAAGGGAUACUGAAGUCUUUGGCAGAGACCCUGUCAUGGGAAAUUGGAGUUCAUCAGCACUUUAACUGGAGCAAAGGCUAAAGUAAGAAGCUUCUGUCUGCCACAUCCUUUUUGUGGUGCUUUCAUGGAAGGUAUCAACUUCUGGCAAUUCUGACAGAUGCCUGGAUGUGCAUUUAGAUGUUAAAAAGAAGGGAAGCGUAAAGCUGCAAGUUGUGGCCAAAAUGGCUGCCUGCCACGUGCCUGUAAUAAAAUACACAGAAUCCAGGAAAAGCUGCUGAAGUUAUCACUGUGUUUUGGAGUGAAAUUGUCUUUUGUCGUUAUACUAAUUCUGGUAAUGUUUUACCAUUACAAGUAAUAGAAAAUAAUGGAAUUUGUCUUGAGUGGUGUGUCAGAGGAUACCUCGGGGCAGAGCUGUCCUUAGAGAAACUGAGUUGACUGAGGUGAGAUGAUCAUGAGUUGCUUCCUUCCCAGUCAGUUUAUUGCCCAAUACUCCCGCACUAACAGGUAGAAGUGUGGUGGUCUUUACACUGCCAUGCACACAAGGAUGAGAUCUCUUUCCUCAUGAUACGAAUUCCUUUAAAUGUGAUUUGUUGGUGCUUAUUAGCAUGGUCUGGUCUCACUGCACAACUGGAUUAAGAUUUGAUUUCUGUAUAUUAAAGGAUGUUUGAUCAAUCUUGAAGAAA
This is a messenger RNA of Coturnix japonica (Japanese quail), 1260 nucleotides long. It is a transcript of the gene COA5, whose product is annotated as cytochrome c oxidase assembly factor 5. NCBI's taxonomy places the organism in Eukaryota, Metazoa, Chordata, Aves, Galliformes, Phasianidae. Gene Ontology annotation, cellular component: mitochondrion. The record is from RefSeq and is a predicted model, not a curated record. Gene Ontology annotation, biological process: mitochondrial respiratory chain complex IV assembly.